Epinephelus fuscoguttatus (brown-marbled grouper) is the source of this 1584-nucleotide messenger RNA. RefSeq names its product ICOS ligand-like. The record is from RefSeq and is a predicted model, not a curated record. The coding region runs from base 75 to 1304 and encodes 409 amino acids. Lineage: Eukaryota; Metazoa; Chordata; Actinopteri; Perciformes; Serranidae. The transcript has 5 exons. Gene Ontology annotation, cellular component: external side of plasma membrane. Gene Ontology annotation, biological process: cell surface receptor signaling pathway; negative regulation of T cell proliferation; T cell costimulation.
AUCCUUCAUAAUAUGACUCUCAACAGGAUGUAUGCUGACAGAAACUGAGGGCUGAUGUUUUUAAACUUAUUUCUAUGUGGAAAUACAUUUUAACUUUUUGUUUUUACUUUUACUGCUGGUUAAAAUCAGAGAAAGACGAGACAGGGAGCAGGAAUGGCUCAACAAGCCGCAACAUGACUGUCAGUGACUUCAUUCAGAGUGAAGCAAGGUGUGCGGAUGACUUGGAGCUGUUAAAGGGAGGGAGCAGGAGAGAAGGAAGUGAAGUUAGACGGGGCUAUAAGUCAGUAAUGGGACUGUCUUCGUUUUCUAGUGUGAAGAGGAAAAUAUCUUCGAGUUGUUUUUGCGUCUCCGGUGCGCAAACAGGCCCCCGGCAGCGGGCGUUACCGGUGGCACUGUGGCGCACAGGACUGCUGCUCAGCUUCCUCGGUUUCUGCGCCUGCCUAGAGGAAGAGUGCGUCCUUGGCAUUGUUGGACGGACAGUGUCACUGCCCUGUGUUAACCCUCAGUUAUUGAACUUUGUGAAUAUUUCCAUUGAGUGGAGGAGAGGUGAAGAAGUGGUGCUCAGAUCAGUGUGGACAGAGGAUGGAGAUGUGGAGGAGUGGAGCAUUAACAGGGCCACAACUCCAGUUGAUGCUGCACUGACCGGGAACUUCUCUCUGCAGCUGCCCGCAGUUGGUCCCACAGAGGACAGAGUAAAUUACAGUCUCUUCGUCAUUUCAGGGGGGAAUCAGAGCACUGAGCUGUGCACCGUGUGCCUCAGGACAGCAGCCAGUUUCAGCUUCCCAAAGCUGCAGAGAGAAGAAGCAGAGGAGGGAGAGGAGACAAGCGUCUGGUGUCGCUCCAGUGGAGGUUUUCCUGAACCCACAGUUUACUGGCUCAUCAACAACACAGAGGAGCCCCCCGAAGGCUCAGUGACGACCCUGGCAGCACCAGUCCCAGACACCCAGCUGUACAACAUCACAAGCCACCUGACCGCCAACAUUUCCAAAGACGCAAGCGUGUCGUGCGUCAUUAAAAACCCAUCCAUGAAUGAAACCCUGGCAUCCACAAACUAUGGAGGGAGGGGCAGCCCUGUCAUUGGUCGAGCAUCACAGGGCAUGUGGAUGUUCAGCACAGGGCUCUGUGUGGUGGUUGGCGUCAUGGUGUUGGCAGGAGUCAUCUAUCAGAUUCACCUGGACAGGAUAAGUAAGAGGAAGAAGAAAGAGUACCAGAAGGAGCACCCAAACAGAGGAUACAAAAGGCGAAGUCCGUACAGGGAGGAGACUGAGGCGAUGAAGCCGGAGCGAAAGGAGACGGACGUGUAAAACAAAUCUUCAUUAACUGUCACUUUCCUUAGUUGAGGCAGCGGAGCACUGAUUUGUAAAUAUUUGUUGUGACAGCAGGGAUCACCGCUUCAAUAUUCAACAAGUGGUGGGUUUUUCAACAGACCAUGUAGAUACUGUUGUACGUUUAGUUUCUGUAAGAUAAUAAGGCAUCUCAUCACUUCACCUGCUCAGGAGUCUUCUGUGUUUGCUGGACACUUCCUGUUUCCCUCAGGCAGCAGCUGUGAUGUUUAAAGUUUUAAUAAAGAGGCUCAAACUCAAA